CGUCCUUUCCACAACACUUCAUCACCGCUUCUCCGUGUAAGCUAGCUUCGAGAUGGCAGAUGCCGACGAGGAACACCUCUUAGUUGAUUUCGUCGAAUCCAGCAUGCUUUCUGGUGCGCCAGCACAGGUUUGUUCGGAGGAAGAUACUGGAGGAGCUAGCAGGCCAUCGAAAAGGCCCCGAACCGAAGAAGAUUGCUCUCGCCAAGUUCGUCGCAAUCAGGUUCUUCCUCUUCCGUCUUCUACACGGAUCGAAAGCGGUGUUUUCAGCAAUAUCCCGCCUGAGGUCAUCCACCACAUCUUGAAGUUUCUCUCAUCCGAGGAUCUUAUUUCAUGCUCUAUUGUAUGCAAGUUCUUGUGCUAUGCGGCCUCUGAUGAGAGCCUGUGGCGUCGUCUGUACUGCAUGCGAUGGGGCUUGGCUUCUCCUUCUUGCAAACUGCGUGCAUCUGCUUGGAAGAAUCUUUACAUUCAACGUGAUCGAGAGGAUAUGUCCGAGUUUGUUAGGAACACACCAUUCGAGUUCAAGGACUAUUUUAUCCAAAUGCAGGCUGCAAAGAGAAGUCAAGCACCACUUCCUUCACAAGUCAAUGAUGAUCACAUAAUCCUUGAUAGAACAGUUGCUGAUCAAGUCUCCAUUUGGAGAAGUAGCAGAGGGUUCACUGAUGAAACGGUAACGGGGCAUACUUGCUCCGGAAAUAGCUGCACCUAUUCUCAAAUUGGGGAUGUCUUUCUCUGCGAGAAAACUGGUCGUGUGCAUGUAUGUGAUGAUACUUGCCGAGAAGCUGUUUGGGAUCAAGAUAGCGGACUUAUGGUUUGUACUAUUUCUGGUCAAUGCUUUGACAGAUGGCUUUCUCCCGAAGAGGAAUCUGAUAAUCAGGAUCAACAGCAAGAUGAGAUGGAGCCAUUUAUGGGAUCUGGUCGUUUUGCGCGAGCCUAUACACUGGGUUACAGUUGUGUGGAUGAGGAGGAACUGGAAGCAGCGUUGAGGUUUUGCUGAAAUUCAAGUCUUUUGGGGUAUUUAUGAUAUGGCCUUAAAGGGUUUAGUUGUAUUAAUGAAAUAAAUAAGUUAUUUAAUGCCCUUUUAACAGGCUCAUGCAUGAUUUAUGAGAAAUGUUAUAUAUUUAAUCUUUUUAUUUUGGGCUUGGCUUUUAUAUAUAUAUAUUUGUUAUUA
Phalaenopsis equestris is the source of this 1168-nucleotide messenger RNA. Its product is annotated as F-box protein SKIP31. The record is from RefSeq and is a predicted model, not a curated record. Gene Ontology annotation, molecular function: protein binding. The coding region runs from base 53 to 994 and encodes 313 amino acids. The transcript is spliced from 9 exons. NCBI's taxonomy places the organism in Eukaryota, Viridiplantae, Streptophyta, Magnoliopsida, Asparagales, Orchidaceae.